AUGGGUCGCUUGAGAGUUCUUUCCUUCAUAUCCAACCGCCGAGGCCCUAAGAACAUUUCCUCUCCUCCUACCCCUCCAUCAGACUCCGACUAUCCCGUAACAGCUCCUAAUGGAUUUCACGCGUCUCCUCCUGAAGAGGUGCCCGCUCCUCUUUCACAAGAUGCCCCGUCAACACUGAAGAAGCCAGAUAGAGCAAGUUCACGACCGGUGUCCACCUUGCUCUACCAACAGCAGUUACUGCCCACAGACGUAGUGGAGAACCCUUUACCGGAGUUGGAGCCUAUCUUUUCAUAUCUAAACAGCCAAUCGGGCAAACUGUACUAUGAAGGCUACUUCUUCAAACUGAACGACUUGGAUAAUUAUGGCCGGCCGUGUCAGGAUAGGAAGUGGACCGAGCAUUUUGCUCAACUCGUUGGGACUGUUAUUUCGCUGUGGGACCCGGCCGCUUUGGAUGCCGCCGACCCUGACGUAGAUGUCAUUCCCACAUUUAUUAAUCUUGCAGACGCCUCAAUAAAAAUGAUUGAGAGCUUGCCUACCCGCAACCAAGAUAGUACGCCUUUACAAAAUGUUUUAAGUAUUUCAACCGCUGGAAAGAACAGAUAUCUGCUGCACUUCAACUCCCUAAAUGCCCUUACUCAAUGGACUGCCGCUAUUCGACUGACCAUGUUUGAAAAUACUCUUCUUCAGGAAUCAUACACUGGAGCUCUAAUUGCUGGGAAGGGCAAGACGUUAAAUGGCAUUAAAACUAUUUUAGAAAAGACAACAUUUAAGUAUGAAGACUGGGUUCGUGUGAGAUUUGGCCCGGGCACCCCGUGGAGACGAUGCUGGUGUGUCGUAUCACAAGCCGACGAGAAAGAUGUGCAGAAGCAUAAAAAGAUGCAGAAAAAGAAGUCUACCUACGAACGGCCAUUCACUCCUCCAAAGGGCAAUAUUAAGUUUUACACGUCGAAAAAGACGAAAAAAAUCAAGCCUGUAGCUACCAUAACCGAUGCAUUCUCCGCGUUCGCUAUAUACCCGCAAUCCCGCUCUCUCGUGGAUCAGUCGACUCUAGUGAAAGUGGAAGGCCAUAUUAUAAUUCAUUCAGAACCAGAAACCGUUGCUGAAGGUUUCGUGUUUGUCUUGCCAGAACUUCAUGCCGCCGUAUCUGGAUUUGAAACCAUGCUUCGAUGGUUGUUCCCUGUUUUUGACGCUUUCCAGCUCUAUGGCAGGCCCGCUCGCUUAUUAGCUGAUACUGUUAGUACUCAGAGUUUAAUGUUCGCAAUGCCUGCUAGCAGACGGAACAGCUACUUAGACACGCUAGACGUGGCGGCCCUCAUUCAUACAGACGGCAGCCGUGCAUGGAACGAGCGCGAUUGGAGAAAACAGAUGAAAGACGCUACAUCACGACGUAUGACAUCUACUACUGCGAGUCGUGUCAGCAGCAUUUCUCGGAAGCGUGGGCUUACUCGCGGGAGCCUUUCAUCCCAGAAUGGAAUACCUGUACGCUUUGACGGUGUCAAUGGACAGUCCAUUGGCCGACGCUUGCUGAACAACCACUCGUCUGACGCAUUGUCAAUGUCACCUCAGAGAAAUAGUCAACAGAACCAUCUCUCCAAAUCCCACAACCGUACAACAUCGGAGAUCAGUAGCGCUACCGCCUAUCGUAACGGAUACAAUCCUGACGCUCAACCGCCUUUCGAUACAAGACUGUUGGAAGAAGCGGACGAAGCAGCGCCUCCGCCUCCGCCUCAUGGAGAUUCCCAACGUGCUGAUACGCCUGGAGACAGAAGCAGCUCUGACGGCGAAACAAAAGCGGACCAUCCAGCGGAGCGUCAAGAAAUUCGUGAUGCUCUCAAGCCAAGCCCUCUUCCACUUGAAGUCACUGUCCCGCCUGCGUUCUCUCACGACCCCAAAGACAUGCCACAUAUUCAGCCCCAGAUGUCUCCAGAGUUGAGGCGAGCUGGAAGUCGGAUAUCAAGCGGCACUCUUUCUCAAAUGGCAGAAGCACAAAAGCUUCACGAACUGGAGAAUGACGAAGAUACAAAGAGACAAAAUCGCCCCUUUGACCUUCAAGGAGGAAGCAAUAUCCACAGCGAUACCAAUGCUGAGAAGGCAGCAUUUGACGGUAAUACCCAGUUCCCAAGGCCCGUCCCAGCUGAUGCCUCAAGCUCGCUUUACUCAUCACCAGUCAGCCCUGUUAACCCGGCUCUGGAUGGAAUUCCAUUUAACUCUGCUCCUGAUGGAUCUAUUAAUGCUAAUUUCUCGCCUCUAACCCCGCAACAGUCCCCCAAGAAGCCACCUUAUCUGGAAAUGAGCCCUCAAAUCCACCGCAAACCGGCUCCCCAGCUGCAGAACGGUUCGGAGAGCCACAGUUUGAAAACAGCUUCAAGCCUGGGGAGUCUUCGUCGAACCAUAGAUAUGGAUGCUCUGAAUCUGGCACUGAGACAAAGGACACCAUCGCCCCCACUUCCAGCUCCCAUGAGGUAUCUACGAAAUGUUGAGCCCAAGGUUGAACAGCCGUACGAUCAACAUUCAAUAACAACUCUUGAUUACGCUAGCUCUCAUAAAUCAACUGCGUCCACCAAAUCCGCAAAAUCAGUAGCAAAACCAAGGAUGGGCAAAAUGAAGCUCGUUGGGACUCCAGACCCUUCCCUGGAUGAUGUUAUCAUUGGUGACGCUCGUUAUGUUGCCGGAACGGCCCCAGAGCCGAAUCCAGAUAUCCCCCUAGUCGAUUUUGGUCCAACCCAUGCUUAUAGCCCGGGAACCCGCAGGCCUAGUACGGGAGAUACGUUAACUUUGCUGACCCAAAAUAAGAAUUCUUCUGAGACUGCCUUGAAUAAUAGAAACGAUAAACGUGCCAGUUGGUUUGGUAUGGAAAACAAACCUGCUAAAUCUCCAGGCCUUGACGAGAAAAGGCGCAGCUUCCUCUGGCAACCGGGCAUGGUAGAUAAUGGCCGCCAAAGCCCUGGACCUGGAUUGACACCUGAACAGUUCGUCGAGCAGCGUGCUACUUCAGGGAGCAGAGGCGCCUCACCUGUCUAUAAUCAUCAACGCAGCGGUUCGCGCCCAUCAAUACCGUCACGUCCCGCCUCUGGAGACUGGGCCAAUCAGUUAAAAAUGCAGCAAAUGCCUCCGAGGCCUAAUUCUCGCGGCUCAACCGUCAUGUUAAAUCAGCCUGAUAUGACCACUUAUCUCUCUGCCCGAGAACAAGAGCAUGUUGCCCGUGUUACUGGAUCGCCAUUUUUCAACAUGGACAGGGACACUAGUAAGAGAUCGUCUGUAGCACUUGGGACAGGACUUGUGAGCGCCAUCGAUGCCCGUGAGCGAGAAAGGCAAGCAAUGAGAGACGGCGUUAGUGGGCAAAUGGUGCAGCAGGCUAUCAUGCAACGGCAAUUCCAAGGACAGUUUCCAUCACAAUCCCAGCAGCAAAUGCUGCCUUCGUCAGCAUCGCAAUACCAGAUGGCAAUGAACCAAUACCCUAUUGGAACUACAGCUGCAAGCGUCUACAACUUUCCAGCUCGUGCAAAUGCACCCUCACGUUAUCAUCGAUUUUCCAAGUCCCAAGACCGUCUACAGUUUAUGAAAUGA
Messenger RNA from Ophidiomyces ophidiicola, 3567 nucleotides. RefSeq lists its product as uncharacterized. The transcript has 4 exons. The record is from RefSeq and is a predicted model, not a curated record. NCBI's taxonomy places the organism in Eukaryota, Fungi, Ascomycota, Eurotiomycetes, Onygenales, Onygenaceae. The coding region runs from base 1 to 3567 and encodes 1188 amino acids.